AUGGUACAUCUCCCGCCCGAUCACUCGGACCAGGAACAGGAGGAGACAGGAGAUAUUCCAAUUGAUCCUCAGCUGCUCACCACUCUCCAGCCUCCAGAUAAUCCUCAGAUAGGUGCUAUUCCUGUAAAUAGCCCUUUGAAUCAUGAUUCUCCGUCCGAAGAGCCCCUAGAAACCGAGUUUAGUAUCGGAGGUGCUUUGCCCAACGCGGCCGAGUGGCCCCAUGAGGAGAAUUGGACAAGUUCGCGUCCUAUCCCCCCGCAGCCUGGGCUGCGAUGCCCUUAUUGCAACUACCAACCACCCAAGCGGCAGAAAAAGGUUCAACAGGCACCCUCGGAACUUCGUCGACACAUACGCCAAUAUCAUCUGAUGAAAGAUAUCAUCAAGUAUCCGGGUAUCUCCGUUAAGAUGUCGCGUCCUCGCGAAUAUAGCCUCACCUAUGGUGAGCGUCCCAGUCUCAACAACAACAACAUUUGA
This is a messenger RNA of Penicillium paradoxum, 474 nucleotides long. RefSeq lists its product as uncharacterized. NCBI's taxonomy places the organism in Eukaryota, Fungi, Ascomycota, Eurotiomycetes, Eurotiales, Aspergillaceae. The record is from RefSeq and is a predicted model, not a curated record. The transcript has 4 exons. Bases 1 to 474 code for a protein of 157 amino acids.